CAAAAUUAUUAUCAAUCAUAAAAUGAAGGGAGGAAGAUAUUCAAAGGAAGGAAGUAAAGCAGGGUUGGUGGGAAUAGAAAAAAAGAACGAGAGUUUAAGAGAGGAAGAUCCUCCUCUCUCUGGUGCAUAUAUUCGGAGCCUCGUGAAGCUGCAGCUGACUUCUUCCUCCUCAUCGGGAGAUGGUUUUACAGAAGUAUUGGCGGCGACACCGCCGCCGCCACAACGCAAAAAACAAGCCCGGAGAAGACUCCAUACCACCAGACCGUAUCAAGAAAGGCUUCUAAACAUGGCGGAGGCGAGGCGGGAAAUAGUGACCGCCCUUAAGUUCCACAGAGCAGCCAUGAAACAGAAGCAGCAACAAGAGGAACAACCUGCAGAGAGGCGGCCAUUGGAGGGAAGCUGCAGCUUUCCUGCAGCUCCUCAUCGAGCGCCGCCGCCACCAUUUGAGCUGCAGCAAGAACCGAUGAUGAAGUUCGAUUCAAGAAGCGGGGCUAUCUGUCCACCCUUCUCCUCCUCCUCCUCCUCGUCCUUGUCCCCGCCAUCUCAUCAUCAUCAUCAUCAUCCAAUGGGUUACUAUUACUCUGUUUCUCCGCCCCUGCCACCGCCGGUCCAAGAAAACCUCACCAUCAAUAUUGCAAACCAGCAGCAGCUACCCUUGGGGUUGAAUCUGAAUUUCCAAGAUUUUGACAAUUUGGAGGCUAGCCCUUAUUAUUUGAGCCCAUCAAUUGCGGAUGAUCGGUCUGCGUCUUCGUCGAGCCUUCCUCCCUCGGCGGGGGAUAUGCAUCAUCCCGCGCUGGAUGAAAAGGAAAUAUCAGAGAUAAAGUCAACAGGGGAGAAACAGCAGAUGGAAUGGAAUGAAAACUUGAAUUUGGCCACUUCAUCUCUGUGGUUAGAGUUCUUGAAAACCGUGGAAAUUGGGUCCCCUGGGGAAGGCGAGAAGAAGAAGGAGACGAGGAAUGGUGAUGAUGAGGAUUACUACUCUUAUGGCGAUAAUAAUGGAUGCUGCAGCUAUCCAUUAUUUCACGAAGCGGUGGACUUCCCGGCCACUGCUGCGGCGUGGUUCAAUGAUAGCUGUUUGGGAGAACCCAACUUGAACGAGGAGAUUAAUCAUUGUCAUCACGAUGAUAAAUGCUUCCAAAAUCCUGCCUUGCCAUGUAUUGAAGAUAUUGAAGAGAAUGACGUGGAGUGGCUAGCCGGAGAAGAAUAAGAAUGCUUGGUUUUCAAGCUCCAAAUUUUGUAAUCGAAUCAAUGAAUCCUUGUUUUGCAAUUUAUGUGUUGUGCCCAUUUGUUGUUUUAUGCCUUCAAGGAAUAAGGGCUUUGUAGAACGUGAGAGGUUGAUUGUAAGUAGAUGAGAUCGAGAAGAGUAAUAAUACCGACCGGUAGGCCAUGAGAAAAGGUGUUGUGAGAUUUAUACUCAUUUAUUUAAAGUUGAAGUAAUAACGCUUAAAACUGGUUUUGAAAGACGGUACUGCGGAAUGCGGCCAAACAACACCAUUUUUUUGCUGAGAACAGCAAAUGCAGAAAAUUAUUAGUGUGCUACUUCAUCUUUCUAUUUUGUGAAUAAAAGAUUGCCAAUAAGUGAUAUUAGGGUUUAGAGAAGGUCGACACAAGCGUUGUGCAAGUUCAACUAAGUUUUGGUGGUUGGCAGCCCUUCAUGUACGGUAAAUUACAUCAUACAGUCGGCUGUACCGUGCGCACAACGCAGGGUACAACCGAGGCUUUUUAGGCGUUAUCCGCUUCUUCCCUUCGCACCAGACGUUCGCAUAGGACAUCGCAGGCGUUUUUGCACAGGAUUUCGCACAGGACUUCGCAUCUCGCUUCUUCAAUCUCGUUGGACUUCUACGAUCUGAUUUCGCACCAGCAGCUCUUCAUCAAAUGUACUACGUACACUCCUGAAAUUCUGUUUUAG
Cuscuta europaea is the source of this 1909-nucleotide messenger RNA. The record is from the annotation of a GenBank genome assembly. NCBI's taxonomy places the organism in Eukaryota, Viridiplantae, Streptophyta, Magnoliopsida, Solanales, Convolvulaceae.